Chelmon rostratus (copperband butterflyfish) is the source of this 1460-nucleotide messenger RNA. RefSeq names its product transmembrane protein 44 (gene tmem44). Bases 290 to 1402 code for a protein of 370 amino acids. Lineage: Eukaryota; Metazoa; Chordata; Actinopteri; Chaetodontiformes; Chaetodontidae. The record is from RefSeq and is a predicted model, not a curated record. The transcript has 10 exons.
AAAAUAGUCCGUGCAUUUGUUACUUCCAUUUAUUAUUUCCCACAGCAUGCAGCAUUUCCUCAGGUGUAGCCCAUCACAGGCAAACUUUGCGCCUCCAUCGGUCUCAGCACUCUCUCCGCGCUGCUUUUACUGAUCUCAUGCUUUCUGCUCGUGGGUCAGAGGUGCGGAUGUCUGAGAGAGAAUCCGGGAGAAGCCCUGACUUUGUUGUACAGCCUCCUCGGUAACAUGUGCAGCACCGUUGGAGCCGUUCUGUCCAGACAGCUACAUAUUCAGGUGAUUCACUUCAAUCAUGGAGCUUUUCAUCUUUUCAGCAGCCAGCAGUAACUUAUUUCUGCGCCCUCCUCUGCAGAUUUUCAUGGGUGCUGUUGCUGCUGCUGUGGAUGCUGUUCAUUUCAUAUCUUCCUGCUUCCCUGUGCUCCUGUGCUGGAACUCAAAGGCAGAGAGGAGGGGGAGGAUGAUGAGGAGGCGAAGGAGGCAGCACUUCCUUGCAGUGUGUGUACUGAUGGUGGUCGCGGGAGGUUUUCUGAAUUCCAGGGUCACCCGCCACCCAGCAGACAGGCCUCUCAGCGGGAGGAGACUGCUGCACGUCACCCUCCGUGACAACACUGAAAUCCUGGGUUACAUACUCGGCCUACUGUCGUUUGUCAUGGCCUUUACCUCCAGGUUCCCUGCACUCCGCGGAGCAUACAGGGGACAGAUGUUGACCCGGGCCUGCAUGUUGUCUGGACUGCUGUGCUCACUGGCUGGUGUCCUCUAUUCAGCUGCCAUGCUCCUCUACGACACUCAGUUUGGGUUCCUUCUAAGAGUCAUGCCGUGGCUGCUGUCAGCAAUAUGCUGUGUCACCCUGGACCUCCUUAUUCUCGUCACCCAUUGGUGUAAGAGAGGAACCAGACAGCAGCUUACCAGAUGUUCUCCUGACACAGAGAACCUUCUGGGUUGCACUGAGGAUGAAGCUGUCGCGAAGAGCCAGAGAAAACAACAAGUUCAGUCAUCAGCACAAACAAAAACAAAAAAUGCCCAGAAGAUGACUGAGGUGGGCCGUUAUAUGGAUGUCAGUGUCCAACCUGUAAGAAAAACAUGCCAUCAGGAGGUGAUGUUCGGGGAGGAAGUGGAGGCACAGCUACUUAACGGGAAGGUGCGAGUGAUCAGAGUCGGCAGUUUCUGUUCCUCAGAUACAUCCUAUGACUCUUCACUCAUGAGUUCAGAUCUGGAGUGGGAUUUUGAAGAGGCAAAUGCCCAGUGGAGUGAACCAACAGCAAAACAACAGUUUCCACCACAAGAGUGGCCAACAAACCCCAAACCCUUUAACAUCUGCACCUAUGCCACGUCUGGACUCUCCCAGAAUACUCGGUCUGGUACAGAAGAGGGUGAGAGUGUCUCUUCAGCGAGCUCAGCAAAAUGAAAAAGAAAUGUUGUGAUACACAUCUGGUGCGUUCAUUUGAGGGGGAAUAAAAAAUGUG